CUUUUGGAAGAAAAAGGCCUCGAAGCAAAGCUCCAUUAACCGUCCACAUCUCCGGAGAGGAGGGUUGUCCUUUCUUUUCUACAUUUCUCCCUCCCUCUCUUUCUCCUUCCCUCCUUCCUUCCUUCCCUCUCUCCCUCCUUCCUUCUCUCUCUCUCUCUCUCUCUCCAGCUGUUACUUGGAGAAAAUUCUUGCCCUUACGCCUGGAGAACUUUUCUGACAACAGGAAAACGAAUUUUUUAUUUUACUUUUUGGGGAAUUUUGUUUUUAUUGGCCGCCGGGGAAAGACGAGGAAGACCAAAAAAAUAAUAAUCCUUUUUUACCAAAAGGAGCAAUGCCACGCAUCACUACUAGCAUAUGCUGAGGGACGUGGGUCUGUGCCAAGCUGCCGCUGCAUCCGUAUCCUUUGCACGCUUUUCCAGAAAGUGCCCAGCAGCUGAGGAUGGCCAAGAAGGAACCGGGAACUUGUCUCUGAGCGUAAGCAGUGCCUUCAGGAAAGCAAUGUUGGGGCAGAUCCUGUCCGCCUGGUCCAAGUUCGCCACCCACCCAGCGAAAAAGAGCGCCAUCGACCAUGGCAACAGCCUGGCGUCUUUUGGCCUGGACGUUCCUCUCUGCCGUGUCGGUGGGCAAUCUUCCUGGGUAUACCUUCCAGUCGCAAGAGGAGUUCCUCUCCAGCUUGGACCACUAUGAAAUUGCCUUCCCCAUCCAAGUGGACAAAAAUGGGGAAUUUCUCAGCUUUGACAUGAAAAGCCAGCGGAAACGGAGGUCUCGGCGAAGCGCGGGACACCCGUCUUUCGAAGCGCCGGAACAGCAGGUCUUCUACAAGGUCUCUGCCCAUCAAACUCAGUUCCUCCUCAACUUGACGCUACACACAAAUCUGCUGGCGGAGCGUUUCCGAGUCGAGUACUGGAAACGUGACGGCGUCGACCAGCAGCACGAGUUCCACGAGGAUUGCCACUACGCCGGUCACUUGCAAGAUGAAUACUUGAACUCCAAAGUUGCCAUCAGUAACUGCAAUGGACUGCAUGGUGUGAUCAUAGCAGAUGAUGAGGAGUAUUUCAUUGAACCGUUGAACCCGAGUACCAACCUCAGUGGCGAACAUGAAAGCGAAGGGACCCCGCAUGUGGUGUACAAGCGCUCGUCUCUCCAGCACCCGCACAUGGAUGCCGCUUGUGGCGUGUUAGAUGAGAAACCAUGGAAAGGUCGGCCAUGGUGGCUGCGGACACUGAAGCCCUCCCCUGUGAAGACGCUGGGCAACUUCAGCCAACGGGGCCAGCUGCCAUUGAAGCGGUCAGUCAGCACAGAGCGAUACGUGGAGACCCUGGUGGUGGCCGACAAGAUGAUGGUGGGCUACCACGGCCGGAGAGACAUCGAGCAGUACAUCCUGGCCAUCAUGAAUAUUGUUGCUAAACUUUUCCAAGACUCAAGUCUGGGAAAUAUUGUCAACAUCCUCGUCACUCGCCUCAUUUUGCUGACCGACGAUCAGCCCACUCUGGAGAUCAACCACCACGCUGGGAAGUCACUGGACAGCUUUUGCAAGUGGCAGAAGUCAAUCGUGAACCGCAACGGCCACGGGAACGCCAUUCCGGACAACGGCAUUGCCAACCACGACACGGCCGUGUUGAUCACCAGGUACGACAUUUGCAUCUACAAGAAUAAACCUUGUGGGACUCUUGGAUUGGCGCCGGUGGGUGGGAUGUGUGAACGUGAAAGAAGCUGCAGCAUCAACGAAGACCUGGGCUUGGCCACGGCUUUCACCAUUGCCCAUGAGAUCGGUCACACGUUUGGGAUGAACCAUGACGGUGUUGGAAACAGCUGUGGGUCCCGGGGACAAGAGACAGCUAAACUCAUGGCCGCCCACAUCACCAUGAAGACCAACCCGUUUGUGUGGUCAACGUGCAGCAGGGAUUACAUAACCAGCUUCCUGGACUCUGGAAUGGGACUCUGCUUGAACAAUGCACCACCCAAGCAAGACUUUAUCUACCCGACGGUGGCACCAGGGCAAGCCUACGAUGCGGACGAACAGUGCCACUUUCAGUACGGAGUCAAAUCUCGCCAGUGAAGUUUGCAAUGAGUUGUGGUGUCUCAGCAAAAGCAACCGAUGCGUCACCAACAGCAUCCCAGCAG
Messenger RNA from Sceloporus undulatus (fence lizard), 2124 nucleotides. Its product is annotated as A disintegrin and metalloproteinase with thrombospondin motifs 10-like. Gene Ontology annotation, molecular function: metalloendopeptidase activity. Bases 569 to 2059 code for a protein of 496 amino acids. The transcript is spliced from 12 exons. The record is from RefSeq and is a predicted model, not a curated record. Gene Ontology annotation, biological process: proteolysis. Lineage: Eukaryota; Metazoa; Chordata; Lepidosauria; Squamata; Phrynosomatidae.